Molecule: messenger RNA, 2390 nt
Organism: Brassica rapa (field mustard)
Lineage: Eukaryota; Viridiplantae; Streptophyta; Magnoliopsida; Brassicales; Brassicaceae
Product: probable polygalacturonase At1g80170
Biological process (GO): carbohydrate metabolic process
Molecular function (GO): polygalacturonase activity
Source: RefSeq, a predicted model, not a curated record
AAAUGACUUAUUUUCUUUGGCUUCAAAUUCUUGGACCUUAUCACCAAACAAUUCAAAGUUGUCUUGACAUGAGGAUGUAGUUAUCUACAAAACAAAGUACACAACAUAAGUUAUAAACCUACCAUCAGUCACAUUCUACCUACCACUCUCAUUCAACAAUCAUUUGAAGUUAGAUUCUAAGCAACUUGAAGCACACAAUCUUCAAAUCCCACUGCCAAAAAAAAAACCCCUGGACCAUACAUAUUCAUUGUAGAAGCUCAAUUCAGAACGUGAUUUCAUACAUACAAGUGAUAUGGAAAGGCAUGACACUUAGUUUGCGUGUUAUGCCAACUGCCAACUACUUGUCUGAGACAAUUUGUUUAUGCUUCUCGUUAAAAAGAAGAUACAACCCAUUAGAAAGCUCACCUUUUCAAUAUAUCUGCAAUGAGUACAAGUACACAAGUACAACAAACUCGUUAACCUAGUACUUCUAUAUAUAUCUUUUGCUAUGGAAAACAACAUCUCGAGGUUGAGGUAUAAAAAAGCGCAAAGCUUUCUGGUCCUUCUUUCUAGUUUUGUCUUCUAGAUUCCAGGGGACCAAUAUUCACAACUAUGUUGACCAAGAAAAUCUGUGUAGAGGUUUUGGAGUAAAGCAAAAGAAGUGGAAAGGCACAUGCCUUGUGCUUUAAGUUUAGAUGUGUUGAAAAAUAUGAGGUUUUCUUCAUUUACUUUUAAGCCAAGCCAAUACAAAACCCACAAAUGUCCUUAAUUAGUCCGCUUAUAAAUCCAAACAAUGUAUCAUCUACUACAAACCAAACAUGUUUGCAUAGAAUCUCAUUACUUAACUAUACAGAAAAAAAUCUUUCUCGUUGCGUUUUCUUAAAGAAUAAGAUGGAUAGGCUCUUCAUUUUUUCUCUCUUGGCUCUGUUAAUGGUAACCUCUUGUCGAGCUUCAGGAGAAACAGCUUAUAGGGAGCUUGAUAUUCUUGGAGAGCUUGAGAACCUUGAUGUACCUCAGGAUGAUAUUGACGAUGACGUGACGUUCUUUGAUUUCUCUUUGUUUACAAGCCAAUUUUCUGGUAAGAAUCUGGUGAAUGUAGAUAGCUUUGGUGCAGCUGGAGAUGGAGUUUCUGACGAUACUCAGGCAUUUGUAAGUGCAUGGAAGAUAGCCUGCUCUGCACCAAGAUCCGUGUUACUGGUUCCACAAGGACGUAGCUAUUUAGUAAACGCAACGAAAUUCAAUGGUCCAUGUCAAGAAAAUUUGAUUAUUCAGAUUGAUGGAACAAUCGUUGCACCAGAUGAUCCCAGCCAAUGGAACCCUAGAUUCCAAAGGGUUUGGCUCGAGUUUUCCAAACUCCAAGGAGUUAUUUUCCAAGGAAAUGGAGUCAUUGAUGGUUCUGGUACCAAAUGGUGGGCUGCUUCUUGCAAGAAGAACAAGUCAAACCCUUGCAUAGGUGCACCAACGGCACUAACUAUAGAAUCAAGUUCAAAUGUGUAUGUGAGAGGCCUAACAAUCCGGAACAGCCAACAGAUGCAUUUGAUCAUAGCUCGGUCAAACACUGUUAGAGUCUCUAGAGUUAUGGUCACAUCUCCAGGAGACAGUCCAAACACUGACGGAAUCCACAUUACUGCAUCAACUAAUGUUAUAGUCCAAGACUGUAAAAUCAGCACAGGAGAUGAUUGCGUCUCAAUUGUGAAUGCAAGCUCGAGGAUAAAGAUGAAGAAAAUAUACUGUGGACCAGGGCAUGGAAUCAGCAUUGGAAGCCUUGGAAGAGGAAACUCGACAGCAACUGUCUCAGCUAUUGUGUUAGACACUGCUGUCUUAAAGAACACAACUAAUGGUCUAAGAAUCAAGACAUGGCAGGGCGGUAAUGGUUACGUAAAGGGUGUACGUUUUGAGAACGUAGAGAUGCAUGACGUAGCGAAUCCCAUUAUAAUCGAUCAGUUCUACUGUGAUUCGCCAUCAACUUGUCAAAAUCAGACAUCAGCAGUUCACAUAACGGAGAUAAUGUACAGAAACAUAACCGGAACCACAAAAAGCAAAAACGCUAUCAAGUUUGCGUGCAGUGACGCAGUUCCUUGCAGCCACAUUGUUCUCAACAACGUCAAUUUGGAAGGCAAUGAUGGAAAAGUAGAAGCAUAUUGUAACUCAGCUGAAGGGUUUGGUUAUGGAGUGGUUCAUCCCUCUGCUGAUUGUCUGGAUUCACAUGACAAUAAGGGCUUGGACCCAACUCAGUAUUUGUCAGAAACUGUUUUGGUCGGUGAAGAUGCUAAAAAUGCUCACGACGAGCUUUAACAUAGCUGUACGCAUUUACCGUAGCACUAACAUAUAUUUAGCUUAUAAAUGAAGCAAAUACAAUGAGAUUGACAAGCAUUGUAGUAUUUGAUAUACAGCAAAUAAUCUAAUAUGUA